Molecule: messenger RNA, 522 nt
Organism: Chiloscyllium plagiosum (whitespotted bambooshark)
Lineage: Eukaryota; Metazoa; Chordata; Chondrichthyes; Orectolobiformes; Hemiscylliidae
Source: RefSeq, a predicted model, not a curated record
AUGUCCUGGAGGAUGUGUGAAGUGGAGGAGAUGUCCUGGAGGGUGUGUGAAGUGACGGAGAUGUCCUGGAGGGUGUGUGAAGUGACGGAGAUGUCCUGGAGGGUGUGUGAAGUGACGGAGAUGUCCUGGAGGGUGUGUGAAGUGACGGAGAUGUCCUGGAGGGUGUGUGAAGUGACGGAGAUGUCCUGGAGGGUGUGUGAAGUGACGGAGAUGUCCUGGAGGGUGUGUGAAGUGACGGAGAUGUCCUGGAGGGUGUGUGAAGUGACGGAGAUGUCCUGGAGGGUGUGUGAAGUGACGGAGAUGUCCUGGAGGGUGUGUGAAGUGACGGAGAUGUCCUGGAGGGUGUGUGAAGUGACGGAGAUGUCCUGGAGGGUGUGUGAAGUGACGGAGAUGUCCUGGAGGGUGUGUGAAGUGACGGAGAUGUCCUGGAGGGUGUGUGAAGUGACGGAGAUGUCCUGGAGGGUGUGUGAAGUGACGGAGAUGUCCUGGAGGGUGUGUGAAGUGACGGAGAUGUCCUGGAGG